Messenger RNA from Telopea speciosissima, 2025 nucleotides. Its product is annotated as ARS-binding protein 1-like. Gene Ontology annotation, molecular function: DNA binding. The record is from RefSeq and is a predicted model, not a curated record. The transcript is spliced from 4 exons. Bases 215 to 1954 code for a protein of 579 amino acids. Gene Ontology annotation, cellular component: nucleus. NCBI's taxonomy places the organism in Eukaryota, Viridiplantae, Streptophyta, Magnoliopsida, Proteales, Proteaceae.
CGGAAGGGGUCAAAUCUAUGUCUUCUUUGGAUCUUCUCUGCUCUGAACGAGAUCAAGAGCAUUUUUUUAAUCUUACCCUUUGAAGGACCACAUUGAAGGUCCUAUCCACUAAUUCUUAAUUCUAGGGUUUAAGGGUACUGAUUUGCAUUAAUCUGCCUUUCUUCUGGCAAUAAUGCUUUGGGCAGAGUACCUCAUUUAUUGGCACUAGUUGUAGAUGGCAAUCAUCAACCCAAAAAUUGCAUCAUCAACUAUGGAUGUUGCAGUUCGGAUUGCCUUGUGCAAGAAGAAGGCUGAUGAACCAAAUCUUACUCAAUCCGAUCUUCUGAAAUGGCUUCAAGACGUUUACAAUAUAAAGGUGACCCAAAGUACAAUUUCCAAUACUCUUAAAAAAUCAAGGGAGCUUUUAGACAAAGACAUUGGUCGUCCAUGUCCAACUAUGGAUUACAGGAUUCGAAUUGCCUUAUGCAAGAAGAAAGCUGAAGAACCGAAUCUUACCCAACAUGAUCUUCUUAAGUGGCUCCAUGAAGUGUACAAUAUCAAGGUCACCCAAGGUACAAUUUCUAAUACUCUUAAGAGGUCAAAAGAGCUUUUAGAGCAAGAAAAUCAUCCCCCAAACCUUAAUGUUAAACGUCAGAAAGCUGUAAAGUAUCCAAUGAUGGAGCAAGCACUUUAUGAAUGGUUUGUUUCUUAUGAGAAUGAAGUUGACUUAAAUGGAGAAUUGAUAAAACAGAAAGCAAAGGAUUUCUUAUUUAAGUUUUAUCCAGAUGCUAAGGCUUUUGAAUUUUCUAAUGGAUGGCUUCAAAGCUUCAAGAAACGUCACGGGAUUAAAUUGUUUCGGAAGCACAAGGAAAGAGGAUCUGUUGAUAUGGUGCAACUUGAAACAGAGCUUCCUCGUAUCCGUGAAGUGCUUGAUCAGUACAAAUGGGAUGACAUUUAUAAUAUGGAUCAGACUGGAUUGUUUUACCGGAUGCAGGCAGACAGUUUUUUAGCCACUAAACAACUUGAGGGCAGAAAAGCAAUCAAGGAACGUAUCACAGUUGUCCCAUGCUGCAAUGGCGAUGGUUCCGCUAGGUUGCCUUUGUGGGUGAUUGGGAAGUUUUCAAGUCCACACUGUUUAAAUAAUGUAAAUCUUGAGAAUCUUGGGUGUAUAUAUCGUGCAAAUACCAAGGCAUCAAUGACAGUUGCCCUAUUUAUUGAGUGGCUGAAAUGGUUUGACAGUCGAAUGCAUGGAAGAAAUGUUCUCCUCAUUUUGGACACAAGUAGUACUCUUGUACCCUUAAGAGACAUUCCACAACUAGAGAACACUCAAGUUUUCUACCUUCCAGCUAACACCACUUCAAAAAUUCAGCCUCUAGAUGUUGGGAUUAUCAAGAGCUUGAAAGCUUGCUAUCGAAGGCGUUUCAACCAAAAACUUCUUCGUGCUUUGGAAAUUGGUGUGGACCUUACGACUGUUCGUCCAAUCAAUAUUCUUGAAGGUAUUGGGAUGUUAGUUGAAGCAUGGGAGAAAGAUGUCAAGCAUUCAAUACUAGUAAAUUGUUUUCAUUACUGCAAAAUUAAGUCCAUGUCUCUUCAAGUGGAUGUAACUGAAGAAAUGUUAGAAGAUGCAGAAGUAAUGUCUGAACUAAUGGAGCAAAUCCAUCAACUACCUUACUCUAGCCCCAUGGAUAUCAAGGAUUUUAUUAAUUAUCCAAGGGAGAGUGAUGUAGCAUAUUUUCCAACAGAGCUCGAAAUAGUUCAGGCAAUUGGGUCACAUAAUGGGGAGAUUGAAAGCCAAAAGGCUCCCAGCUCCGAGGACCAAGAAGAUGAUAGUGAAGAGCUUCCCGAGCUAAAGCCAAGUGAAGUAACUAACAUGCUUAGUCUUUGUGAGGGAUUCUUUUUGCAGCAAAUGGAAAACCAACAGCAAAAUAUUAAAAUGAUUCGGGAGUUGAUAUUUAAUGUACAGCAUCGCAAAUAAAGGGUUUCGACCUGCUCUUGUGUAACGUAAAUUUGAGGUUAGAUGUAUAAUGUAAGUGAAUGUUAAUAGUA